AAGUCACUGAAGACAACUCAUCUGAAUUGAAGUCUGGCAACGACCCUUGGGGUGCUGUAAAUAUCUAAAUCACUAAGCCCUGAUUUAUUUUCAAGGAUAUAUCCAGGACGAGAAUUGUUGCGCCCAAAGUUGCUUUUUAUGAUUAAAUGAUUCUAUUUGGAAAAGGAAUGCAAACUUGGCUUAUGUAUGGUCAUAGAAACUUUGUUGUGGUGAUGGCCUAAGUUCUUGGAAGGCAAAACGACAACUGAACAAAACGUCAUCAAAUGUUAUGAUACAUGAAAAUAUAAAUUCGCACUGUGGAUUUGGAGCGUUUUGAAUUGCAAAAAAGGAGAAAACCAAGUGUGGUUCAGGAUCCCGGGUUAUCUCGGGAAUUUCAAAACGGCACCGUAAAAAGUAAACAUUUAAGGUCAAACCUGAAUUUACAAAAUCAAACAUGGAUACUGAUGACAAUGGAAGUGUUUGCGAAAAUCUCAUAAAAUGGCUGGGAACCUUCCCUGGCAUAGAGGCACCACAUUAUUCAGUCAGAGAUCUAACAGAUGGUGUUGCAAUGGCAGAAGCACUUACUCAAAUAGCUCCAGAGUGGUUUGACCCUGAUUGGAUGUCAAAGUUAAAGAGAGACAUCAGUGGAAAUUAUCGUCUAAAGAUAAGCAAUUUGAAAAAAGUUUUAAAAGGAAUGCUGGAUUACUUUUCAGAGGUUUUGAAUCAAGAUCUUAGUGGAUUCAAUCUCCCUGAUGUUUGUGAAAUAGCUGAGAAUAAUAAUGAAGAUGAGCUUUCCAGAAUGAUUCAGUUAAUUUUGGGAUGUGCUGUCAACUGCGAGGAAAAAGAGCAAUACAUUCAAGUGAUUAUGGGUCUUGAAGAGGAAGUUCAGCAUGAUGUCAUGAAUGCCAUUCAGGAGCUCUUAGCAGCCAAGGAUACCUCAAGGAUAUCGGAGCCUGAAUUUGGAACAGAAUAUGACCAAAGGCACAAGGAGACACUCAACCAGGUUACAUCACUCAUCAACGAAAAGGAAGAACUGCUUCAGAAGAUCCACGAUUUGGAAGACCAGGUGCAACUCGCGAAAGAGGAGAGAUCAACACUAGUACUUGAAAAUGAACAGCUACGCUCCAUAAAAGGCGGUGGCAGCAUGCAAGAUCAGGAAGAUGGAUCAAAAGACGCGAUAGGAAGGUUAAACACGCAAAUUGACAGACUGAAAGAGGAGAAUUUCAGCAUGGAAAGCGCCAAAGAAGACUACAGAAUUCGUUUGGAGCAAGUAGAGAAAGACAAAAAAUCCCUCAAUGAUAGAAUUGAACAGUUAUCAGAAUUGGCUGAAGAAGCACGAUCUUUGAAGGAUGAGAUGGACGUUUUAAGGCAUACUCAAGAUAAAGUGGCAAAGUAUGAAGCAACAAUUGAAACCUACAAAAAGAAGUUAGAGGAGCUUCAAGAUAUGAGGAAACAGAUGAAAUCUCUCCAAGAGAAGAAUAAUAGCUAUAUGCAACAAACCAUUUCGAUGGAAGAAGAACUGAAAAAGGCACAGGGUUUGAAAGUGCAGAUAGAAACCUUCAAGAAACAAAUAUACGAAUUACACUCUAAAAACCUCGACUUAGAGAAAAAGUACGAUAAAGCAGAAUUUGAAUCGAAGAGAGCGAAAGAAAAGCAACAGAUGCUGGAAGCUGAAAAUGAGAGGUUAAAGCAGGAGAGAAAUGCUCUCAAAGAGACCAAUGAAGAAUUGACACUCAAUAGCACAAAUCAGACCAAUCUAUUACCCGGUUUUGAUGACAGUAACAGUCCGUCCAAUUCGGUAUCGGAGGAUUUCCUGCAGCUUGAAGAUCCAGAUAUCAGGAGUAAAUUUAUCAGAAUGAAGCACGAAAACAAGAUGUUGAAGUUGCAAAUAGAUGGAAAUGAAAACGAGAAAAUCCAAGUAUUGCAAAGCAUGCUAGACGAUAUCAAAGAACAGAAAAAUGUAUUGGAAACCGAGAAUAGGCCACAGAAUCAGAAGCUAAUGGAACUGGAAGGGGAGCUAGAAGAUGCUCUUAAAAUCCAGCAAAACGAGGCACAAAAAACAUGUCAGGAAGAACAAGAUCUAAAGAAGAAACUACAUGUGCAUUUAGAGCAGCUAAGAGAAGCCAGUGACGAGCUUCAAAGAAAGAAAUCUUACAUCGAUGACUUGGAAUCAAGGUCAAGUAAUAAUUCUGAUGAGAUAGUAAACCUUAAAGAACAACUAGUCAAGAAAGAUGCAGACAUGAGGCAAAUGGAAGAACGGUAUAAGAAAUACCUCGAAAAAGCCAAGCAGGUUAUACGAACUCUAGAUCCGAAGCAAAAUUCGCACAGUGAGAUUCAGCAGCUACGGAAUCAACUUCAAGAUAAGGAGAAGAUGAUAGAGCAUUUAGAGCGAGAUCAUGAAAGGAUGAAAGUAACAAGGGAAAGGGAAGAGAAACUAAUAAUCAGUGCUUGGUAUGAUAUGUGCAUGAGGCUACAUCGCAAAGCAGCAGAAGAAAGGCUAGUCGGCAGCGCAGGUCUUUCAUUUCUAGCACGACAAAGGCAGGCAGCCGCCACUAGACGAGCCACGCCUGCAAAGCCCAAAGUCCCCACGACCCACACCCUCGCGUCGAGUGACAAUUUGGAAAGACCAGAAUGACAUGAACCAGAAAUUUCUGCAAUGCAUUGCAUAAAGGUUUUUGUAAAAUGAGGGGCGUGUCGCGUUUUGUAUGACUAGUGACUGUGAAGAAGUAUAUAAUGAGUUUCUCAUUAACUUGGGGUUGUUGUUUUCGUAUUAUUUUUUAUUAUAAGAAUGUAGUCUUUGAUUUUAUCCAUUAAUUUUAGUUAUG
Messenger RNA from Rhopilema esculentum, 2804 nucleotides. Lineage: Eukaryota; Metazoa; Cnidaria; Scyphozoa; Rhizostomeae; Rhizostomatidae. The record is from RefSeq and is a predicted model, not a curated record.